Molecule: messenger RNA, 1308 nt
Organism: Heterobasidion irregulare TC 32-1
Lineage: Eukaryota; Fungi; Basidiomycota; Agaricomycetes; Russulales; Bondarzewiaceae
Exons: 10
Coding region: 1-1308 (435 amino acids)
Source: RefSeq, a predicted model, not a curated record
AUGAGGCGAAAUCCAGAUGACCUCACUGAUGGGAAAAGUCAAGGCGUCAAACUCGAGACGAAAUCAUUCAAUUACGAAUGUGCAACAGGAAACAUACGCGCAGCAGAAAUAAGUGUCGCUUUAUCAUCACUUCCAGGACAGCUGAUACUUGAGGCCGAAUUCCAAAGAUCGGUUCCUAACAGGAUAAAGCAGCCGACCUUCUCGAUCGAGCGUGUCUGCGAGAUCCUGUGGGACCUUGGGAUGCCGCAAGGAUUCAGCGUCCUUGGUGCUUCUGCUAGAGUUUGCCUUGAUCUUGACGAGAAGGUCUUGAGGCCCGAAAAGCAAGCCCCAUUAGUGCGAUGUAUCAUGAUGAGCAAGUCUCAGAACCACCUUGAUGCGGUGGGAUCUUUUCUGUUCCGAGCGGCCAUUGUGGGGCGGAAGAUGGACGAAAACGCGUGGCGAAGAGGAAGAGCGCGCACUCAACUUGACGCGCGAUCACAUGAGGUCACUCAGUGUGAUGCGACGCGUCGCGGUUUGUCACACUCUCAGUCUCUCGGUAGCUCUCGGUCCAAGCUUCCAGCAGCUUCCAUGUCUGCUCAACCAGGCUUUCCUUCGACAUCCAAUCUCCCCGCAGAUGCCGUUGCGCGGGCUACAACUGUAAUUACCUGUCCUUCUGAACCCCUGGAAGCACGCUCGAAGGGAUGGCGCUUUUGCCGGUCUAACAGCAGGCUUGCUUGGAGGUUCGCCACUUCGUUUUUAGCCAACCCCGUUUCUGCUCCAUUUACACUCACCCCUGUAGCCAUCAUAGGUACCCGUAUAGGGCUGAACAGAAACAAGGCGAUCGUCGCUGGUCUGGCUACGGGUAUCCUGGCGGGGUAUGAAUUCACGCAAGGUUUUCUCGCUUCAAACAUGUCCAUCCUCCGCGCGGAGGUUGCUGCGUUAGAAAAGCGAAGCGACACUGAAAAAGCGCUACGGGUCUUUGUAGCCCGUGCUGAACGCAGUCCAGUCGGUGCUUUCUGUUCGGAUCAUUCUUUCCAUUUCAAGGGCGGAUUCCCGUUACAAUUCCAUGAUGGGAGCUGGUCCUUGGCCCUAAAUUUGUUCCUUGCCUCCAACGCCCACCGGGCAUCCGUUGUUUUUUCGGGAUCGGAUUCAAUGCCCCCGCGUCUCGGAAGAAAAGAUGCGAUCCCGGCCGCAUUCGGUCAAACGGGAUUGAGGUUUUUCGAUCAUAGCCCAGCCUUCGUCAGCCAAGACGGUAAGACGGAUGCAGUCAAUGCAUCAUCUCGUGCGAAAUCAAAACACCCAUGGCGCAGCGCUUUUGAGACCCUUUGA